Molecule: messenger RNA, 1514 nt
Organism: Podarcis muralis (Common wall lizard)
Lineage: Eukaryota; Metazoa; Chordata; Lepidosauria; Squamata; Lacertidae
Source: RefSeq, a predicted model, not a curated record
GGCAACUUCGCCCGCCGCCAUUUCCCUUUCCCUCAGAGAGAGAGAGAGAGAGAGAGAGACGCCCCCUCCCUCAGUUUUCCAAAGUUAGGGUCGGUCUCCCGCAUCCCCACCCGGCCUGACUCCCCCCCCCGCUCCGCACCCACUUUCUGGGGGACCCCCGACUCCCUUGGGUGCUCUGCGGGCGAACUCUCUGCCCACCCCCCACCCCGGUAUUCAAAGGCCGCGCACUGUGUCGUGUACGUUAUUCUCUCUUCCCCCCCCCCCGAGUAUCCUGGGAUCUGUAGUUCGCCCCCCUCACGGGGCUGCAGUUCCCAGCACCCUCAGCAAACCGCAGGGCCCGGUUGCGGGGAGGGGGGCGGGAGAUACUUUAAAUCGCCUGGGGCCUUCCUUAAAUCCUCAGGAGACCAAAGCGUGCACUUAAUAUUUCCUCUGCUCCCGCCUGCCUUUUAAAAAGAUGUCUUUAUCAAAAGAUUUCCAUAAGUCACAAAAGUACAUUCAGUGUCUCUGCUUUCAAAUCGUAGAAUCUUCCAUACAGUUACCCUCUGAAUUGCUGAGUUGCAGUGCACAAGAAUAGGGUUCUUCAUUGCUCUGGGAGAGCUGAACUGCAGUUAGAAAUUGACCACACCACUUCUGCAAGAAUUGUACCUGUUACAGUCCUGACCCCAGCACAGUCCUUAUGGAAUCAUCAUUGCCAAUCUCCACUCCACAGCAGAAUACAACCUCUGAACUGGAGAGCAGUACCAUUCAGAAGCAGAGGAAAGAACUCCAGCUGCUAAUUGUGGAGCUGAAAGAUCGUGAUAAGGAGCUCAAUGAUAUGGUUGCAGUGCACCAGAGGCAGCUGCUGGCUUGGGAUGACGAUCGUCAAAAAAUACUGACGCUGGCAGAACGGUGCAGCAAGUUGGAGAAUGAGCUGCACAAGAGAAAUGAGAUGAUUAGCACACUGACUAGAAGGCUAAAGCACCUUGAAUCCCAGCAAAAUGACCGCAAGAUAACACUUGAGAAUACUCAGCAGAAGCUCCAGCAACUCUCUCGGAAAGCCUCUGAUACAUCACUUCACUGCCAGGCCCUCGAGGACAGCUGCAAGCCAAGAGAGCAGGAACUGCUUACUAUGUUAAAAUUAAAGGAUAAUGACAUACUUGAAGCAACGAAUCAUAUUACUGAAUUUACAUGUAAAUUUAAAAAAUUAGAAAACGCUCUGCGUGCAGCAAAGAUGGAGGAAUCAAGCGUCAAAUAGGAAAAGCAGGAUUUUAAACUCAGGCUGAAGGAACUUAUGUUGGAAACAAGCAAAUUAAAAGGUGACCUCAGCGAGAAAACAAAAGAAAACAAUGAGCAGAGGGAGGAAAUUCAUCGCCUCAAGCAAGAAAACAGUUAUUUGAACAAUGAAUUGAUGCUUAGUGCUGAGAGAGCAAACAGAAAAGACCAGCUGCUUCAGUCUGCUAAAUCUAAACAACUGCGAACUGACACAGAACUGAGCAAUUUGCGACAGGUUUGACUCCAGUUUCUGGGGGGGUGGG